AUUAUGUAAACUACCUUUCCCAGUUUGUGGUUAGUUAGAAAGAUCUAAGCAAAAGAUAAAAGUCAGUUGCUGAAUCACAGGAAGUACUCUGACGUACAAUCUCUAGACCACUAAAGUAUAAAAUCGACAGCAUCACUUCAGACAGUACAACAGGACCACAACACAGAAGCAAAGACCAGCAGAACAUUGUUAGACAACCAGACCAAGACCACACAUCGCGAAUAUCUUCCACUGAGGAAAACAAGACUAACGAAAAAAUCAUGGGUUUAAUUUUAAACUUACACUCUCUAAUGGCUCUUUGUACGAUGGGGGUGUUGGUGAUGAUGAUGAAUAUGGCACAGGCAUUACCCCACCCCAACCCAGAGAAAAUACUGAGCAACCCUCGGGCUCACAAGAAGUCUGCAGAGCCAUCCGAUUCAGACACAAUAACUGUCCCCCUGCACAUAGACCCUAAAGGCUUGGUUCCUUCCCGUCCGAUCAGGCCUAUUGGGAACCAUUCAAUCUCCCCAUGGACUUACCACACAACGCAUGACGAGAGUCGUUUUCCCAGUGUCAUCUCUGAGGUCAAGUGCACUCUACAGGGCUGUCUGAGCAUCACGGGUAAAGAGGACAGGAGCCUUGAGUCCAAACCCAUCUACCACCAGAUCCUGGUUUUAAGGAAGGUGGUGGGGAGCGUGGACAGAUACCAUUACCGGCUGGAGUCAAAGAUUAUUGCGGUGGGCUGCACUUGUGUCAGGCCUGUCAUCGUACACCAACAGCAGGAGUAGCAGUGUACAGCCGUGACAGCCAUCUGGCUCAACCAUGUGGCUGUCAAAGCCAUGUACAAUGUGAUGAAAAUGUUUCUGUGUUAGGUCAAUGGCUCUCUGUC
This is a messenger RNA of Esox lucius (northern pike), 868 nucleotides long. It is a transcript of the gene il17a/f1, whose product is annotated as interleukin 17a/f1. Bases 261 to 767 code for a protein of 168 amino acids. Gene Ontology annotation, biological process: inflammatory response. The transcript has 3 exons. Lineage: Eukaryota; Metazoa; Chordata; Actinopteri; Esociformes; Esocidae. The record is from RefSeq and is a predicted model, not a curated record. Gene Ontology annotation, cellular component: extracellular region. Gene Ontology annotation, molecular function: cytokine activity.